AUGCAACAGGUCAUCUUGGCUUCCGUGGACCCCAAAACCAGAGUAACGAACGCGGCGGGCCUCCUUCGAUUCACUCAGUACUGUGACGAGUUCGGGAUUUCGGAGCUCGAUAGGAUGCCGGCUUCGGACGCGCUCCUCGCUGCGUUUGUAUCUUCGGGUGCCGCAAAGGUCGGGUCAGCGCAACAUUGGGUUGAUGGUUUGCAUUUGUGGCAUGAUGUGCACGGGGCACCUUGGCACGGCGGUGAUCUUCUCAGGCGUGCCUUGACCGGGGUACGAAAGCUCGCACCACCCUCUUCUCAUCGCCCUCCACGACCCCCUGUCACUUACGAACAUCUACAAGCCCUACUCGUACGCCUCGAUUUCUCCAAUACAAAGGAUUGCGCGGUUUGGGCAGCAGCUUCUGUCGCUUUUUGGUCGUGUUGUCGACUCGGAGAGUUGCUGAUUCCUUCCCGUGGGACGUUCGACUCGCACAAGCACGCUUCUCGUUCCGCUGAUUUACACCGUGGCGAGACUCGGGAUGGCGAUCCUUUCUUCACGCUACACAUUCCUUUUUCCAAAACCACCGGAAAUGCGGGCGCCGACAUUGCCAUCGUUCAUUCUUCCGAUGCGACUUCCCCAUUCACCGCUUUGGAAUAUCACCUUCGCGUCAAUCAUGACUUGCCGGAAUCGGCUCCGUUCUUCGCGUUUCGGCAGGGCGACUCGUGGGAACCUCUCACGAAGCCGGCUUUUCUCAACAGAUGCAAUGAGAUAUGGGGGGUUGCGGGGUUGACCAUGAUCAGUGGGGGUCAUAGCUUCAGGAUUGGAGGGGUGACAGAGCUGCUGCUGCGAGGAGUACCCCCAGAGGUUGUCGCGAAGCAGGGUCGCUGGAGGUCUGACGCCUUUCUGAAAUAUUGGAGGCGUAUCGAGACAAUAGUGCCACUUCUGAUUUCACAGGCUUUGUUCUCCUUUGAGGUCACGCGUAUUUCUAAUGUGAUGGAGUCCUUUCGUUUACGUCUUGGUCUAUCUAAAUAA
This is a messenger RNA of Stereum hirsutum FP-91666 SS1, 1011 nucleotides long. Its product is annotated as DNA breaking-rejoining enzyme. The record is from RefSeq and is a predicted model, not a curated record. The transcript has a single exon. Gene Ontology annotation, molecular function: DNA binding. Gene Ontology annotation, biological process: DNA integration; DNA recombination. Bases 1 to 1011 code for a protein of 336 amino acids. NCBI's taxonomy places the organism in Eukaryota, Fungi, Basidiomycota, Agaricomycetes, Russulales, Stereaceae.